Sarcophilus harrisii (Tasmanian devil) is the source of this 930-nucleotide messenger RNA. Its product is annotated as olfactory receptor 4P4-like. Gene Ontology annotation, cellular component: membrane. Gene Ontology annotation, molecular function: olfactory receptor activity; G protein-coupled receptor activity. The transcript has a single exon. The record is from RefSeq and is a predicted model, not a curated record. Lineage: Eukaryota; Metazoa; Chordata; Mammalia; Dasyuromorphia; Dasyuridae. The coding region runs from base 1 to 930 and encodes 309 amino acids. Gene Ontology annotation, biological process: G protein-coupled receptor signaling pathway.
AUGGAAAAACAUAACAAUGUCACUGAAUUUAUACUCUUGGGACUUUUGAUGAACAAAGAAAUGAGAACAAUAUGUUUUGUCAUUUUCAUGGCCUGUUAUUUAUCAAUCUUCCUGGGGAACUUCAUCAUCUUUGUCACCAUCAUGUACAGCCAUCUGAUGCAGGAACCCAUGUACUACUUUCUUUGGCACUUGUCUUUCAUGGAUCCAUGCUUCACUUCCACCAUAAUUCCUAGGUUGAUUAAUGACUUAAUUGCUGAGACAAAGACUAUCUCCUAUAAUUGCUGCAUGACUCAGCUUUUUACUUCUCACUUACUAGGAGGUGUUGAAAUGUUCAUCUUGGUGUCCAUGGCCUUUGAUCGCUAUGUCGCCAUCUGUAAACCCUUACACUAUCUGACGAUUAUCAACAGGCAGAGAUGUAACAUGCUGAUACUACUUGCUUGGUUGGUGGCAUUUUGGCACUCCGUUGCCCAGUUAUUCAUGAUCCUGAGGCUACCUUUCUGUGGUCCUAAUCAAAUAGAUCACUAUAUGUGUGACUCAAAACCUCUCUUAAAGCUUGCCUGUACAGACACACACAUUGCUAGCAUUUUAGUUAUUGCUAACACUGGAAUGGUAGUCUUGGCAACCUUUUUGGUCUUGGUGGCAUCUUACAUUGUCAUAUUAUAUAACCUUAGGAAACACUCAUCUGAAGGUCGGCAUAAAGCCCUUUCCACCUUUGCUUCCCAUGUCAUGGUCGUUGUCCUGUUCUUUAUACCUUGUAUCUCUACUUACAUUCCACCUCCCCGAUCCCUAAAUAAUGACAAAGAGUUUUCAGUGUUUUACACUGUGAUUGCCCCUAUGCUGAACCCUCUCAUCUAUACACUGAGAAAUGUAGAAAUGAAAAAUGCCAUAAGAAAGGUGUGGUCCAGAAAAUUAGGUUUGUUAUUCAAAUAA